AUGUCGCCGCCAUCUUGUCAUGCUGUUGAGCAACCCCUGCCUUCAGGCUCGAGGUUACCUCAGCUGACUUUGCUGCGGUCGGCCACCCCUGCCCCUGAUGACGAAGAUUACACUGGCCUUGAACUAGACGCGACCAGCAGCACUGAAGCUAGUAACGCUCGAACCGCGUCUCAAACCGGCUCACCACACGUCCCUGCGGACGUCGAUUCCUCGGCCGAAGUUGAGAUGAAUAGCAAUCAAGCACUUAAUGUGGACGUGACCGAGCCUGACCAAGCCGGCCCCGCUCCGUCUGGAUACCUUUCCGACCCUGUUGGCUUUUCGAUCGGACCUAAUGACGCCCCGGCGGACGAUGCCUCUUCUGCCGAUGCCGGCGGGGAUAGUGACUAA
This is a messenger RNA of Peronospora matthiolae, 387 nucleotides long. NCBI's taxonomy places the organism in Eukaryota, Oomycota, Peronosporomycetes, Peronosporales, Peronosporaceae. The record is from the annotation of a GenBank genome assembly.